GGUUGUAUCGCUUUGUGAUCCGCCGGGUAUGUUUGAAUCGAAAGCGAACAGAACUGACUCGUAAUCACAUGACGUGAAUUGCUAUACAUUGAUAACGCUUUUGUAACGCGUCGCUAAGGGCAACGGCGACGAUUUUAUUGGUGUCUCGAUUCUACGUUUAAGUUCUUUUCGGUUUUAAACUUGGAUUGAAUUUGGUAAACAUGGACGUGUUAUUGCAUUUGUGCGUUUUAUCUCUUUGCGCGUUUCUCGUGUACGGAAAGCCCACAGUUAGGAAAGAGCGAGUUCAUCACGAGCCCGAACUGAGCAGACGAUCGCACGAGGACAACCAGAGCCACCAGUACGAUCACGAGGCCUUUCUGGGCAAAGAGGAGGCGACCACUUUUGACCAACUUUCCCCAGAGGAAAGCAAAGCCAGACUGGGGAAAAUAGUUGAUCGUAUUGACGGAGAUGCCGAUGGAUAUAUCACCACUGAUGAACUCAAGGCCUGGAUCAAGAGAGUACAGAAGCGUUACGUUUAUGAAAACGUAGCAAAGGUCUGGGCUGAUUAUGACCUGAACAAAGACAACAAGAUCUCGUGGGACGAGUACAAGCAAGCGACAUACGGCUACUAUCUGGCCAAUCCUGAUCAGUUUGAGGACGCCACCGAUCAGUUCAGCUUUAAGAAGAUGAUGCCGCGAGAUGAACGCAGGUUCAAAGCGGCAGACAUGGAUGGUGACUUGGCUGCAGAGCGAGAGGAGUUUACUGCUUUUCUUCAUCCAGAAGAGUUUGAUCACAUGAAGGACAUUGUGGUUCUUGAAACUCUGGAGGACAUUGACAAGAAUGGAGACGGUCACGUAGAUGAAGAUGAAUACAUUGCUGAUAUGUUUGGUAAUGAAGACAACGGUCCAGAACCAGACUGGGUGAAGACAGAGAGAGACCAGUUUUCAGACUUCAGAGACCUGAAUAAAGACGGGAAGAUGGAUCUGGAGGAGAUUCGCACCUGGAUUCUUCCACAGGACUACGAUCACGCUCAGGCGGAGGCCAGACACUUGGUGUACGAGUCAGACACAGAUAAGGACCAGAUGCUCACCAAAGAAGAGAUUCUUGAGAACUGGAACAUGUUUGUAGGCAGCCAGGCCACCAACUACGGUGAAGACCUGACCAGGAACCACGAUGAGCUAUGAGCCCAACUCAAAGGGAUGGGACUCAGUAAACACAUUAAGGUCUAGUGAGAACACGGUGUGUCCUGGCAUCUCUGAAAGCCAUUUCACUGUCAGACUGAUCUCAAUUGCAGCUCUACCUCACAGUCUGGACAUAGAGAGAGUAUAUGAGGAGAGUAUGGUUUGGAUGCAGGAUGAUGGUCUCUCAGGUGAUGAUUCCUCUGUGUUCUUUUGUCAAGAACGUCUUCUGCUUGUGGUUGAAUAAGCUGCUAAAGCUGAGCCUUUUCAAUCACACUUUUUGUUUGUUUUGUUUGGAAGCAGUCAUAGGAUGAAGCCUGUUUUCAUACACUUGCUGCCUAUUUUGGUGUACCGUCAAUACAUUAAAACGGACGAGAGAUAAGAAUUGUAUUUAUUUAGAAUUUUAAUGACACAAUACUACUAUGAUUUAUUACAAGCGCUACAUGUAUUACAAUUCGUUUUUACACUUAAGAAAAUUUCAGAUUUUUGUUGCCAAUGCUUCCAUGGAGUCUUGUUUCGCUGCCUCAGAUGCAACAUUAAAUGAACUUUUACUGUAUUUCUUUUUACUUUGCAUAUGUGGUUUGUUUUUGCUCAUGUCUGAUUCAUUUCCGUUUAAAGGUUACAUUGACACACUACAUGGCCAUUUAUCUUUUGGAAGUAUACUGUAUGUUCUUUUCUACAAAGGGUCGUUCACAUUUGAACAAUAACAUUUACUAUAUUAGCGAUCACAUCACCAGAUGAUAACAAAAACUAUGUUAAUUCUUUCGCAUGCCGCAGUACUCGCCCAAAUCAUUUACCUUUUAUGGCAUUAAAGGGAUAGUUCACCCAAAAAUGAAAAUAAUGUCAUUAAUGACCUUCUUUUCGUUCCAAACUUGUAAGACCUGCGUUCAUCUUCAUAACACAGUUUAAGAUGUUUAUGUUUAGUCCAUGAGCUUGUUGACCCUCCAUUGAAAAUCUAUGUAUGGUUUUCAUGUCCAGAAAGGUAACAAAAACAUCAUCAAAGUAGUCCAUGUGACAUCAGUGGGUCAGUUAGAAUUUGUUGAAGCAUUGAAAAAUUUUGGUCCAAAAAGUAAAAAAAAUUAUGACUUUAUUCAGCAUUGUCUUUUCUUGACGUGACGUGUUUGUAAAGUUUUUUUUUUCAAACUUACAGCGUGCGUCUCCCUCAGACUGUAAACGAAGCCCGGACGCACAAAAAAAACCCAGCUGGGGCGCACCAGAUAACACGUCAGCCACGUCACUGCAGUCACGUGACUUUAGUCUCGCGCAUGCACUUCACAAGAGACGCGGAAGAGAAGACUACUGAAUAAAGUCAUUUUUGUUAUUUUCGGACCAAAAUGUAUUUUCAAUGCUUCAACACAUUCUAACUGACCCACUGAUGUACAGUUUGGGUUUUUAGUGGCAUCUAGGGAUGAGAUUGCAAAUUGCAACCAACCUCAAUUUAGAAACGCAAUGAGCAGCUAUGGUAGCUGCCACAGGACAAACAUGUCGUCGUCUGAGACAAUUUAUGGAUGAAAUGCGUUCUGUAGAGCAGUUUGUCUGUUUAGGGCUACUGUAGAAACAUGACAGGGACUUACAUGUAAAACCCGUGGUGUAUGGAGAUAAAAACGUCUCAUUGUAAGUUAAUAAAAACAAAACAGUUCAUGAUGUAAGGUCUUUAUACACCACUGAUAAUAUCAUGUAUAUUAAUUUGCAUUUCUAUCAAAAGAUCCUUUCUAAAAGUUACACAAACACCUUUUACUAAAUUAUAGAUAACCUUUAAUUAAAACUAUGCACUUGUUUACAUGUCAUUUAAACGUCGUGUAAAUAUGCUGUUUUCGUUGCAUUUACAGCCGCUAUAACCAGCUGAUGUCCUCAGCACACUGCGUUUCACAUAUCUAAACAGGGCAUUUGUAUAAUCUAUCAUCUUAUCUACUGGCGUAUUCAUUGUAGUAAAAUAAAAACAUUACGUAGUCAAUUUCACUGCAACUGCAACAGCACUGGAUACCUGAGGUAAUGUUAUGUUAUAGACUUCAGCAAAGUGCUUCAUCAUCAUUUCAAAUACGCAAGCACUUUAAAUUCGAACAGAUCUGAUUGGCUGGCAAUAGUUUAUAGUUCUUUAUUGAAAAGGGAAAAAGAUGCAAAAGUGAUCCCAACGAUAUCUUUCCAUGUAUUUUUCUUGUUAUAGUUGUGUUGUGAACGCCGCUAUUAUCUUUAAUACAGAAUGAUUUUAUUUUUAUAGUUAUUGUCCAUAAUGUGAACGACCCUUUAGACAGUAUUACACAGAGAGUGUUUUGGUUUCCUUCUAACAUGUCACAGUAGCAGGAUAUAUUUGAUGGAAAUAAUAUGCAUUUUAAGCAUUUAUGUGAAAGCUGCACAAGAUUCUGCUUUUAUAAUAAUUGAGUCAUUAUGUUAGAUGAAUGAACAUUACGCAACUUAAACCAGAUAUUUUAUUUAUUUUUGCUUUUAAAUAAAACCACAAAUGAAAGAAAUACCUUAUAACAUGGAAGGUAAUAAUAGUGUAUGGAUUACGUGCUUAUGUAAAUGAACAAAUAAUUUUAUUUUAAUCUGAUUCCUCCUCCUCCUCAUCCUCUGGCUGCUGAUCAGUUCUCUCUUCAGUUUCACUUUCCUGUACAAAAACAGACUUAAUUAAACUUUUAAGAAAAUUACUAAAAAA
Molecule: messenger RNA, 3810 nt
Organism: Paramisgurnus dabryanus
Lineage: Eukaryota; Metazoa; Chordata; Actinopteri; Cypriniformes; Cobitidae
Source: RefSeq, a predicted model, not a curated record